Rhincodon typus (whale shark) is the source of this 1468-nucleotide messenger RNA. It is a transcript of the gene siae, whose product is annotated as sialic acid acetylesterase. The record is from RefSeq and is a predicted model, not a curated record. Lineage: Eukaryota; Metazoa; Chordata; Chondrichthyes; Orectolobiformes; Rhincodontidae. Gene Ontology annotation, molecular function: sialate O-acetylesterase activity. The coding region runs from base 243 to 1016 and encodes 257 amino acids. Gene Ontology annotation, biological process: carbohydrate metabolic process. The transcript is spliced from 6 exons.
UCCUAGAGAUUCUUGGAAAUGGCAACUUCACCUCCUUCUCAGCUGUCUGUUGGUUAUUUGGUCGAUAUCUUUAUGAUAAGUUACAGUAUCCUAUUGGUUUGGUGGAAUCAUGUUGGGCAGGAACUCCCAUUGAGGCUUGGUCUUCCAAACGAGUCCUGCACAAAUGUGGAAUUUCUUUCAGUAUUGGCAGUCAAAUAUUUGAAAAAAAUGGUCCCCAUCAAUAUACUGUUUUGUGGAAUGCAAUGAUAUACCCUCUACGUAAAAUGGCAAUCACAGGAACCAUCUGGUAUCAAGGAGAAGCAAACACGGUCUUGCACAAUGCACAGUAUAACUGCACCUUCCCAGCAAUGAUAGAGGAUUGGAGGCAGAUUUUCCAUCAAGGCUCUGGCGGAGCCACAGAAGCAGACUUCCCUUUUGGAUUUGUCCAGCUGUCCACCGACCACCAUGCUGUCCCAGAUGAUUCUUUCCCAUGGAUACGUUGGCAUCAAACUGCUGAUUUUGGUUAUGCUCCAAACCCAAAGAUGAAGAGAACUUUCAUGGCAGUUGCAAUGGACCUGGGUGAUGAGAAAUCACCUUAUGGCAUCAUUCAUCCUCGAGAUAAACAAGAUGUUGCGUAUAGAUUGUAUCUUGGUGCUCGAGCAGUGGCUUACGGAGAGACGGCAGUCGUUUUCCAGGGCCCGUUUCCUAAGGAAGUUCAGCUCAAGAACAGCAGAGAAUUGACCAUCACCUACACAGAGGAGUUGACAGUGCUGGAGCUCAGACAUGAUCUAUUUGAGGUUUGUUGCUGCACAACAUGGGAUUUGUCCAACUGUAAGUGGCUCUCUGUCCCCAUUGUCGACCACUCCAUCAACACAAUAUCUUUAUCUCUAAGCCAGUGUCACCAGAAGGUGACUGGUAUUCGUUAUGCUUGGAUGGAGUGGCCAUGUGACUUGAAGAAGUGUCCCUUGUAUGGCAAAGACUAUAACUUACCUGCCCCAACAUUCAUGCUACCAUCAGCCCACAAUGGAGUAUUCUGAAUGUUACCAAUCAAAUUGUUGCUAUAAAGUAAAUGAUAGGGACAUUUACACUGGUUAAAAUAUUACCAGCUUUAGUGCCAGUCCAGAACUCUUUUCAUUGGGGUGAUGUAAGUCUGAUGUUUCAUGCACAGAGUUUGGAAGACCUGUGGAAGUUAUGAAUCCAAUGUGAUCCUGCUAGACUUUUUAAUAAUAAUAUAUUUUCUACUUUAUCUUUUUCUAAUAUGUGAAAUAAAUUAAUCUCAGGCGUGUACACAUGCUGAAAAUAUAGCAUUAACUUUACUACAUGAUGUGAAUACUUUAAAUUAAAUAAUAAAUUUGUACAGGCAGUAAUUGGGUUGGGAUCUAACAAUAUUGGGGCAAUGAUAAAUCUAUCAAAAGCAUGUACUGUUAGUAGUUUAAUUAAAAAUUGAUGUGAAACACUUACAGAAAAUAAAUUACAAUCUGGACUGUGA